AGUAAAUGCUUCAAAUGUAAACAACUAGAUGAACUCAAUGGGAAACCCAAAUAACUACGUCACUAUUUGGCAUCAACUAUAGAGUUCUCCAGGUGCGUUUGUAUUAGUGCAAUGUUUACGAUUUAUUUUUUGUUAGCUGUAAGAAUUUUUUGUCACCUGUGAGAACUGUCAUCUGAAAGUGAGCAUAAAAAACUACCGAGUUUGAUAUACACUCUCACAAAUUUCAAUAUACAGUGUAAAGCGGGCCGUGUCGUAGUGUUUGUGUGUUUUCGCUUGGAGAACUCUAUGGGCAGAGGGGGAUGAGCAGAAGGGCGCGUGUAAGUGUUACUUUCUGUCAAAAUUUCAUUCACAGAGGUACGGUGGAGACAUCUACGAUUAGUUUGUAUCUGAGUGCAAAAGUAUAAACAAAGGCAACUGCUUUUAAAGUGUUUUUUCGAGUGAGAAAAAAAAAACAUUAUUCGAGAGUAGUUAACACAACAAAAUUAGUGAAAAACAUCGAUAAUUCAUUAGUGAAUCUUUUCUCCAUUUGAGUUUGUUUUUUAAAGUGUUUUUCGUACCACAUUAUUACUUUCAAAAGUGCAGUUUUUUUGGUAAACAUUGAGACAACAUGGAGCAUAACAAUGCCGAGCAGUCCAGUUGCGAAUGCAUUUGUCCUUCCCCGCAUCAGAAAAAAAGCAGAAUGGUAUGUGUUGUUCCGGGGUGCAACCAACGUUACGCUGCUGGUAUCUCGUUCCAUACGCUUCCCGAACGGCGUGACAAAGGACGCUGGAAAGCUUGGGUUCAAGCACUUCGUUUGAAAAAAGAACCGGCUCCAACGGCAAGAGUUUGCAGCAGUCAUUUCAGCAUCCAAAAUUUUAUCAGUCCAACUGUAAGCCGUGAAACCGGUAGGAUGAUUUUAAGAAGAUCAGCUAUUCCAGAUGAAAAUCUUCCACAGCCAAAACGCGACUCGAAGCUAAUAGCACUAGCGACGGCUCGAUCUAAAAGAGUUAGACGACGGGAAAACUCAAAAGUUGUACCAGAGUUAGAGCAGGCAGAACAGAUGGAAGCAGAUAUCGAUUCAUCUGUGCCUUCUAUUGUAACUGCUGAAGCUGCCGUUCAAGUAAAUACUUCGGAAAUGGAAAAAGUAUUCGCCGGUCGUCGCCGUACCAUGGCAGUGCAAUUUAAAACGGAUGCAGAUCUCACCGCAUGGACUGGACUGAAUUCAUUUAGUUUAUUGCUAACAAUAAAAUCUUCCAUCGAAUCUCUCGAGCAGUACGUUGAAAGAAAGCAUUCUAACCUUUCGCUGGAGGAACAAAUAUUGAUAGUGUUUAUCAAAAUAAGAACAAAUUUGUCAUUUUCAUGCAUGGCAGCACUUUUUAAGGUUCAUUAUCAAACGAUCUCAAUCGCGUUUUAUUGGACAAUACCAUGGAUCAGGGCAGUUUGUGAACCACUAAUCUUCUGGCCAACACAGGCACAGAUGAAACAAAAUAUACCCCGAUAUUUUCGUAACCGUUACGAGGACGUGAUUGCAGUGCUUGAUUGUACCGAAAUUGCCAUCAAGAAACCUAAGUGUCUGCAUUGUCGAAUAAACGCAUAUUCUCAUUACAAAGGACGGGAAACAGCAAAGUACCUAAUUGCCGUGACGCCUGGUGGAACAAUAUCCUUUGUCAGCUGUGGAUAUGGUGGCAAAGUUUUUGACAAACAGAUCGUUGCACAAGAAAAGCUACUGGAUAAAUUCAAUGUAGGUGAAGCGGUGAUGACCGAUAAAGGUUUUUUGAUUGACGAAGAAUGUCGAUGCAAAGGAAUUAAAUUAGUCAGGCCGCCCUUCUUACAUGCUCCUCAAACCCAGCUUAGUUCGGCAGACGCAACUGAAAAUGUGUCAAUCGCAGCAGCUAGAGUCCACGUCGAGAGAGCUAUACAACGAGUUAAGUUGUUUGGUCUUCUUGGUGACAAAGUCGGCACUUACUUCUUACCAGUUUUGGAUGAUAUUGUAUUUAUCUGCUGCGCAAAAACAAAUGUAUCGAAACCUAUAUUAGCGAAUGAAAGGUUCUAGGCACAUGCCGGUGACACGGAAAUUGCAGUACACAAAAAUUUCAAAAAUGCGUUAAAGUACACUUCCUUUAGUGAUCCAAGAAUUUUUCGCAAAUAAUUCUCAUCAUACAUUAUUGUUUGUACAGAGCAUUUGUCUUCAAAUUCUGAAUAAAUAAUAAAAUCAGUGGUCUUACAUUUUAA
Messenger RNA from Wyeomyia smithii (pitcher-plant mosquito), 2211 nucleotides. RefSeq lists its product as uncharacterized. The record is from RefSeq and is a predicted model, not a curated record. Lineage: Eukaryota; Metazoa; Arthropoda; Insecta; Diptera; Culicidae. Bases 608 to 2032 code for a protein of 474 amino acids. The transcript has 5 exons.